AACAACGGCCUACUCGUCGCAACUCGCAAACCGCAGGAGCGCGGACUGUUUCCCUCCCCACUUCCCCAGUCACGAGGCCUAGGGUUCGUAGGUGGGUCCACUUGCUUACAUGGCCUCUAUGGUUGCCGCCGCGCGCCUCGCCGGCGGGGUCUCGCGGCUGUCGGCUCAGGGUUCUACUGCCCGGGGCCUUCCGCCCGGCAGCCUUCGACUUCCCCCGCCGCGCCGGCGUCUGCGCAGCAGCGUCCGGUGCUGCGUGGUUCGCCAUCCCGGCGGCGGCGGCGGCGUGGACGCGGGGGAGGAGUUCGUCGGGUUCUUCCGGGAGGCGUGGCCGUACAUACGGGGCCAUCGUGGGAGCACCUUCGUGGUCGUUAUAUCCAGCGAGGUUGUGUCGGGGCCACACUUGGACCGCAUUUUGCAGGAUAUUUCACUACUUCAUGGUCUUGGCAUUAACUUUGUUCUUGUUCCGGGAACACAUGUCCAGAUUGAUAAACUAUUGUCAGAAAGAGGAAGGAAGGCUAAGUAUGUUGGUCAGUACCGAGUUACCGAUUCUGAUUCACUAGAAGCUGCGAUGGAGGCAGCUGGCAGAAUAAGGUUAACAAUAGAAGCAAAGCUCUCUCCUGGCCCUCCAAUGUUAAACCUCCGUAGACAUGGUGUUAUUGGUCAUUGGCAUGGUCUUGUGGAUAAUGUUGCAAGUGGCAAUUUCCUUGGUGCUAAGAGAAGAGGGGUAGUUCAUGGUGUUGAUUACGGAUUUACUGGUGAAGUUAAGAAAAUAGAUGUUGCACGGAUAAAAGAAAGGCUUGAUAGUGAUAGCAUUGUUGUUGUGAGCAAUAUGGGAUACUCGAGCUCAGGAGAAGUUCUAAAUUGCAACACUUACGAAGUAGCCACCGCAUGUGCCUUAGCCAUAGAGGCGGAUAAACUUAUCUGCGUUGUGGACGGUCAGAUAUUUGAUGAGAAUGGACGAGUCAUUCAUUUCAUGUCUCUGGAGGAAGCUGAUAUGUUGAUCAGAAAGCGUGCUAAGCAAAGUGAUAUUGCUGCAAAUUAUGUCAAGGUUGUUGAUGAGGAGGACCAUGAACCAUCUUUGAACGGAAAGGGGCAUCUUAAUGGGUACGCUGCUUCUUUUCAAAACGGUUUGGGUUUUAACAAUGGAAAUGGUAUUUGUUCUGGUGAGCAAGGGUUUGCUAUUGGUGGUGAAGAGCGAUUAAGCAGGUCAAAUGGCUAUCUUUCUGAGUUGGCUGCAGCUGCUUAUGUAUGCCAUGCUGGUGUUCAAAGAGUGCAUAUCAUAGAUGGUACAGUUGAUGGAUCACUGCUAUUAGAGUUGUUUACAAGAGAUGGUGCUGGGACAAUGAUUGCGAGGGAUGUUUAUGAAGGAACAAGAAUGGCGACGGAGGAAGAUCUUCCUGGCAUAAGAAAACUUAUCUACCCACUAGAGGAAUCUGGUGUUUUAGUGCGAAGAACAGAUAAAGAGCUUCUUGAAGCGUUGUAUUCAUUCUAUGUUGUUGAAAGAGAUGGUUCAGUAAUUGCAUGUGCUGCUCUCUUUCCAUUUCCCGAGGACAAAUCUGGUGAAGUUGCUGCAAUUGCUGUAUCUGAAGAAUGCCGAGGAAGAGGUAUGGGGGAUAAGUUGCUUGAUUACAUUGAGAAGGAGGCAUUAUCCCUUGGUCUUGGCAAAUUGUUCUUGCUUACUACACGGACAGCCGAUUGGUUUGUGCGACGUGGCUUCUCAGAGUGUUCGAUUGAAUCUAUUCCUGAGCAGAGAAGAAAACGCAUCAAUCUGUCACGUGGAUCAAAAUAUUAUAUAAAGCAGCUCCAGCCAAAGCAUGCUGGUGUCCCUGUCAACAAUUUUGCUGGCAGAUGACAGGACUUCCAAAGAAUUUGGUGAGAGUCAGACGAGAUAUCUGCACUGGUUACAUCAAGGCUUUUAUAUAUGUUUAGUUGUAAUUUCAGAUAGAAAUAUAACUGCAGCCUGUGAUAGCGGCUUAAAUUUUUUCUCUUUUACUUAUGGAUGUAAAAAAGGCACUUUGUGACACAACAGAAAACAAAUAUCAGAGGAAUUUCUAUACAGAAACCAUCUGCAAGCAGUA
This is a messenger RNA of Triticum aestivum (bread wheat), 2078 nucleotides long. Its product is annotated as probable amino-acid acetyltransferase NAGS2, chloroplastic. Bases 110 to 1852 code for a protein of 580 amino acids. NCBI's taxonomy places the organism in Eukaryota, Viridiplantae, Streptophyta, Magnoliopsida, Poales, Poaceae. Gene Ontology annotation, cellular component: cytoplasm. Gene Ontology annotation, molecular function: L-glutamate N-acetyltransferase activity, acting on acetyl-CoA as donor. Gene Ontology annotation, biological process: L-arginine biosynthetic process. The transcript has 10 exons. The record is from RefSeq and is a predicted model, not a curated record.